This is a messenger RNA of Panonychus citri (citrus red mite), 1600 nucleotides long. RefSeq lists its product as uncharacterized. Lineage: Eukaryota; Metazoa; Arthropoda; Arachnida; Trombidiformes; Tetranychidae. The record is from RefSeq and is a predicted model, not a curated record. The coding region runs from base 699 to 1139 and encodes 146 amino acids. The transcript has 3 exons.
AAACAAAUUCUAACAUUUUCUCUGUCUUUUUCUCUGUCGCAUUUUUUGUUUACCUCUUUCUCUUAUAAGGUUAAUGAGACAAAGAAAAUGUUGUUUACCAAUUGACUCUAAUUACUUUUUCAUGUUUCCUUUUGUUAUUUUCUAAUUUAUUCUUAAUUAUUGAUUAAUUUACAUCAUUCAACAUUCUAAUUGGUUAAAUUUAUCUUCAUUUUAUCUCAUCUUUUCAUCUUUAUCAGUUUCGUUGGUUCAUCGUUAACAUUUUCUUCAGGUGAAAAAAAAAGGUUAAUUAAUUGAAGUGUUUUCAUUUUAUGUUAACAAUUAAUGGAGAUCGAUUUGAAUUACAAGGUAAACCUUAACUCUUUGAACAUCACAAUGGACCAGAGAUCAUUAACUUCGUCACAAGAAUCAAAUCAAUCAGCUGAUUUCAUCUUCUCUCAUCUGAUUAAUAAUAAUAAUCUAUCUCAAGAUAAACAUGAUCAUCUCUUAAAACAACAACAAUUGAAACACAUUAACAACAAUUAUCACAACCAUAAUUCAAAUGGUAUUUGAAUCGCCUGAAUAUAAUAUAUAUUUCAAUCAUUCCAUUGUUAUUAAUCUUGUUGAUUGCUGUUAAAUUAUUUAUCUUCAUACACGAACACAUUUAUAUAUACAUAAGAACGAUAUAUUUAUAUCAUUAUCGUAUUCAUCGGAAACGGAAAAUGUCCUCUCGAAAUACACCAACCAUGGAAACCAUUUCAAUCGGUGUACCAAUAUCACCUUGUGAUACAAUUUCUUACGCUUACCUUUGCUUGGCUUUAACUCUGUUCGCCGCUGGUUCGUUGAUAACUUUACUCUCCAUCGAGGAAAGUCACUCACUGACCAGCGCUUUUGCACGAUUCUGGUUCAUUGGACCUUUUUUCCUUUGCUGUGGUCUAAUGGUCGCACUGAAAACAUUAAUUCACAUCCGGAAGAAAACUUUGAUCGAUUAUCUAACCCGACAAACUAUUCUCGCUGCGCUUAAUCCUGAAACUGAUGGUCCCUAUUAUGGUCCCAGUGAUUUAGAAAUUGGAAACAAUUACACUAAUCAACCAUCUCCUCCGCCAUCAUAUGAAACUGCGAUCGCCAAUGGAUUUAAUCACCCGGAGAAAAUUUAUCUUUAAUUUAAUUCAUCAUUUAAUUUUGAUUCAUUUUACAACUUUCAAUCAUUUCUCGUUGAUUAUUUAACAUAAUUUAACUAAUUUCUUCCACUAUUUCAACCAAUCCGUACGCACUAAAACAAAACAAUUAGAUUGAUACUUUUUUUUGCUUCUCAAUCAAAAAUUUAACCAAAUCAAUUUCAAUCAAAAUCCAACAAUGAACAAUUACUUUGAAAUGAUUUAAAAAAUCUAAAUUAUUAUGAAUUACAUUUAAUCAAAUCUAUUAAUUGCCAUCGAGAAAAAAAGUAACUAUAUCCACAAAGGAUUAAUAAUGUGACAAAAUGACGAGAUUAAAAUUAAUCCAAUUGGCGAAAUCACUUGAAUUGGAUGUUGAUUGAAACACUAAUUGUUGACAAUUAACUAGUAAAUUCAAUCAAAUCAAUUGUAAACAUCAAAGAGAUGAUUAAAAGGAAAAAAAACUUCAA